Molecule: messenger RNA, 650 nt
Organism: Meloidogyne enterolobii
Lineage: Eukaryota; Metazoa; Nematoda; Chromadorea; Rhabditida; Meloidogynidae
Source: the annotation of a GenBank genome assembly
ACAGCUCUAUACACUCUUUGUAUUUGUGAUUCUUUCCUUAUUUCAAUGGUUGUAGUCUAUCAUUCAUUAGAAGCUUGUUCAAUUCUUUUAUUGGGCACUAAUGUUAUGUGGGACGAACAAAACAGUGUUCUCAUAACUCAUGGUAUUGUUAGUGCAGCGACUACUUCUUCUACUUUACUUGUUGUCUUCAUAACUUUCCGACGUUUUUUGGUUGUUUGGUGGCCUUUAAAAUAUGCCAGAAUACGCGAACCUAAAAGAAACGAUCAACUUCAAAAAUCUUUUUCUUCAAUGGAAGAAGCUUGCACAGAAAAUAGUGGAAUAUUUAAAAGUGGGGGGUUAGCAAGGAGUUUCUCUAAAAGAUUUUUGUCUACAUCGACAACAUACAAAAAACCGAAUAUUCGAAAAAUUUUGCAUCCGUUUAUUUUUCCAAGUAAUUUUCUUAAAAAUAUAGUAGAACCUCUAUAUAAGAUACCCUCCAAUAUUGGAUACACCUCUAUUUAAGGGACGUUCAGUUAGAAUGUGGUUGAACCAAGGGGUUUGGGAGUUGCUUAGGCGAUACUUCCUAUUUAAGAUACAUACCCCUUAUUAUAAGAGACACCUCGUUAUAAGAGACCCUCACUAUAAGCGACCCCUCAAUAUUAAAUACACCU